UGGCGGUAACUUCAUGUGUUUUGUGUUAAGAUAGGGACAGCCUCUCAUUUACAAUUUCGGAUUGAUUGUUUGGUCCGGUACCAUUAUUUUAGGCAUUUGCAGUUGAGCCGAAACUCCUCCUUUCGUAGAAUUUACUUCAACGGCAAUCGAGUUGCUCAUUACAUUUGGAUGGUUGGUGGUUCGGUUUUAAUGACAUGGAUAUGAAAUACUUAAGGCUUACAUGAGUUUAAAUACAAAAUCAUCCAGCAGAAUCAAUGGAUGGUCGUUGCCAAUUCAUCCUUUACAAUGUCUAUCCUGGUUCGCUACUGCUCUGUUCUCGAUAAUCUACUUUGGAAUACUCGUCCCAUCUAUCGUCAUUCGAGCCAGAAUUCCUCUUUUUGUUAUCAAUGCCGUGUGUAUUGCUGCUUAUAUUGUUCUUAAUAUAAUUGCGGUGAGUAUUAAUCCAGCUGAUACAGCUGUCAGAGAAAAACAAAAAUCGCGUGGAAAUAAAGUUUCCUCUUUGGAUCCUAAACAUGUACAUGUGAUUGAGAACUUUUAUUGUAAUUUGUGUGAGCUGCCAAUCUCAAGUUCCCGAACAAAACACUGCAAAAGUUGCAACAAAUGUAUCGCUGAUUUUGAUCAUCAUUGUAAAUGGCUUAAUAAUUGUAUAGGUAGUCGCAAUUAUACAUAUUUUGCUGGGAUAAUCACAAUGGCUUGUCUGUCACUUAGUAUAUCCACGAGUCUUUCUCUGUCCUUGGCUGUCGCAUAUUAUUCAGAUCGUCCAUAUGGAUAUUGGAUACAAGCAUAUCACGAUUACUGGCAAACAUUCACCAAUGGGACCAUUGAACAUCUAGAUUAUUUAAUAAACAAUGAUGGAGUUUUCCGCAUAUUCGGUUUAAAUUCAUCUGGAUUGGUUUUCUUUAUAAUCGCUAUUGUUGGAUGUUUAUUUACUUUUUGCAUUGAUGCCUUUUUGGUGCAUCUAAUAAUCUUUCAUAUAUACUUGUAUAUAAAAGGUAUGACAACAUAUGAAUUUAUAGUUUUACAACGUCAAAAAUCUAAUCCAUCUACUGAAAAUCAAACAUCGAAUAAUGUUGAUCAAAGUAAAAAGAAAAAUCUAUUCUGUAGUAUUAAAUAUAUUGAUUUAUGUGAAAAAGAAGAUAUUGCUGAAAUGUCAUCACAGAGUCAAUCAAAUGGACCAUUUACUACGAGUAGUAAAGUUGUUUUAUCUUUACCGUCCACUGGUAAAUCAUCCGAUCAACCAAUUGUAACAGGUGAUUUAGCCAAUAAUAGCAGUAGUAUUUGCUCAGAUAAACCACAAACUAUCUCUAAUAGUAAGAUAUUUUCAGAUGGAAAAGAAUGUCUGCCUUCAAUUUCAACGUCUAAUUUCAUAUCAGAAAGUACACAACGAGAUAAUCCGGUAUAUUUAUCCUCCCUAUGCAAAAAUUCUGAUUUACCUCUUGAUGUAAAUAAACGUGAUCUAACACAGGUAGAUAGUGAUGUUUCACAAGAUUUGAGUUAUUAUAACACUAGUGGUGAUGAGAUUCUCAGCACAAGAGCAAUCACAGACGAGAUUGAGUUGAAGUCAAUCAGCCCAAGUGAUGAACUUGUUUCAUCUGAACGAAUCACUGACUCUACUAUUACACAAUCCAAUAGUACAGAAUCUACAAAUACACUUACAAAAGAGGAUGAUAGUUCAGUGAUACCUAAGGUACCUCCAGUAUUACGAAAAACAUAGUGUUAUAUUCGUAUAUAUAUAUAUAUAUAUAUAUAUACAAAGUUUAUGUUAUCUACCAUUUCGGCUGGAGACAAGAUAAUGUCGCAUUGUGAAAAGGACUCAUUGCCAAACCUUACUUGUAAACACGCGUUGCAAACUAAUUUUUCUUUUUUACUGAUAUAAUCUUGAUUUCUAUUGACUAACAGUAGUGAUAUUUCUUAUUUAUCAGUUGGUAUUUUAUUACUAUUACUAUUCCGAUCUAUUCACUUCUAAUUCGUUAUUUAGUUUCAUUCUGUAACUGAAUAAUAGUAUCUCUGUACUCUCUUCUUUUUUUGUUAAAAUCCCCAUUUCUCAAUGUGUAUAUUUUGUAUACAAACUACUCGUAAAUAUUAUCGUUAGUAAGAACAAUCAUUUUCUCUUUGUAAUGCUAUUUUUAUGCAUGCCUUAGUUAGACAUUUCGCUCUUCGAUGUAAUCAGUGUGGAUAUUUUUAGGAAAAUGUAAAUUAAAAGACUGCUUAAAAGUGAUUUCAAGUUAGAUUUUAUUCCAAAAGUAAGUUACUUAAAAUUCAUUUUCAUUGUUGGUAUUGUUGGCUUUUUUAAACUCGACUAACUGCCUCCCAUAAUUUAACGUAUACUCUCACAUGUUCAGUUUAUCAAAAUCUUACUUUUCUAUCGAUCAUUGAGUUCUUUUCGUUACUAUUUCAAGAGUUCAUAAGAGUCCGUCAUUACGUAUGUAUUUACAUCAUGAAAUAUAGUGUCUUCUCAACUUAGAUAUUUUGCUUAUUUAUAAGUUGAGUAGUAUUACUCUGUCCGUCUGUUGUUUAAAAUCAUUGUAUCAACUGGUUCCCUAAAGGUUCAAAAUCUAACAGAAGAAUAAUCGCUUUCAUAACUGCUAACGUGUAAAUUUCAUCUCUAUUAUUCUGUGGAGAAUUUCCUCAUUAAGGAGAAGUUACAUGUACAUACAAUACUCGAUCGUUCUAAUUUUUGCACUGAAUAUUCAAUACUAUAUUCAAAUGAGGUUUGAUUUGCCAAAGUAAAUCUACCUUUGUUGUCUUUAUUACUUUUUUUUAGAAAAUAAUUAAUGGGGACGUUAUUCCUAAGUUUUAUUAAUAACUUAUAUAUCAAGUAGUGGAGUAUUCUAAUAAUCAUUGAAAAUACAAGUUAAA
Messenger RNA from Schistosoma guineensis, 2859 nucleotides. The record is from the annotation of a GenBank genome assembly. NCBI's taxonomy places the organism in Eukaryota, Metazoa, Platyhelminthes, Trematoda, Strigeidida, Schistosomatidae.